Messenger RNA from Pipra filicauda (Wire-tailed manakin), 1229 nucleotides. Its product is annotated as gap junction alpha-3 protein-like. Gene Ontology annotation, biological process: cell communication. Gene Ontology annotation, cellular component: connexin complex. The record is from RefSeq and is a predicted model, not a curated record. NCBI's taxonomy places the organism in Eukaryota, Metazoa, Chordata, Aves, Passeriformes, Pipridae.
AUGGGGUGGCAGUGUGGUGGGCUGUGGGGCGGCUGUGUCUGGAGGGCGGCUGUCUUGCAGGCAGCGUGUGCCAUGGGGGACUGGAGCCUGCUGGGGCGGCUGCUGGAGAACGCCCAGGAGCACUCCACAGUGGUGGGGAAGGUCUGGCUCACUGUCCUCUUCGUCUUCCGCAUCCUGGUGCUGGGGGCAGCCGCUGAGCGGGUCUGGGGUGACGAGCUGUCUGGCUUCUCCUGCGACACGCAGCAGCCCGGCUGCCAGAACGCCUGCUAUGACAGCACCUUCCCCAUCUCCCAUCUCCGCUUCUGGGUCCUGCAGAUCAUCUUUGUCUCCACCCCCAGCCUUGUGUAUCUGGGCCACAUCCUGCACCUGGUGCAUCUGGAGGAGAAGGCACAGCAGCAAGCGGCAGUGCGGGCCGGCAGCGGGGCCAGGCGGCCGCGCCCCAGGCAGCCCCAGCUCCCUGCAGGGGACACACGGGGACGGGUCUGCAUGCGGGGGGCCAUCCUGAGGACGUACAUCUGCAACGUUGUCUUCAAGGCUCUCUUGGAAGUGGCCUUCAUUGUGGGCCAGUACGCCUUGUACGGGUUCCAGCUGAAGCCCCUCUACACCUGCAGCCGCUGGCCCUGCCCCAACACUGUCAACUGCUACAUCUCCCGGCCCACUGAGAAGACCAUCUUCAUCCUCUUCAUGCUGGGGGUGGCCUGCGUUUCCCUGCUGCUCAACCUGGUGGAGAUCUACUACCUGGGUCUCACCAAGUGCCGGCAGGGGCCAGGCCCCAAGUCCCGUAUCAUAACCACUCCCAGUGGCCCUUUAGGGCCCCGCAGUGCCCAUGUCACCCUGCCCGGGGUUGGCAGCCCCCUGGCUGCUGGCAGAUCCCCCCACGGCCUGGCACCCCUGAAGAAGGCGGGAGCAUGGCUAGGGGUGGCUGGUGGGUCCCACGGGGAGAUGCGAGCGGCAGACCUGGCAGUGUGAACGUGGCCUGCUGGGAUGGUCAGGGAUGGGGGAUGCACUGGUGGCCACAGCGGUGGUUCAGUCUCCAGGCCCUGCCAGGUCCGUGACAUGGAUCCCGUGGCCAGCACGAGAGUUGGGCAUGGCCCUGGGCACACGGCUCAGCUGCUCCCAGCACUCCUGGGAGCAGCAGGGCUGAGAGUAAAACUGGGAUGGGGGAGCAAAUAAACACUCACUGCACCUCCCUUGACUCCUGCUCUGCCCACAUGGCAUUGCUCUCUGAC